Corythoichthys intestinalis (scribbled pipefish) is the source of this 1173-nucleotide messenger RNA. RefSeq names its product endothelin 1 (gene edn1). Bases 303 to 692 code for a protein of 129 amino acids. Gene Ontology annotation, cellular component: extracellular region. The record is from RefSeq and is a predicted model, not a curated record. Gene Ontology annotation, molecular function: hormone activity; endothelin B receptor binding; endothelin A receptor binding. Gene Ontology annotation, biological process: vein smooth muscle contraction; regulation of vasoconstriction; intracellular calcium ion homeostasis. The transcript has 4 exons. Lineage: Eukaryota; Metazoa; Chordata; Actinopteri; Syngnathiformes; Syngnathidae.
UCAAUGAAAUUCAGGCAUUUCUGCCCCCGCCUGUUUCUUUUUCUUUUUAUCAGCUCACAGACACGCAUUCGUCUGGGGAGAAGCCAGACAACUGUAUGGCGGCGAAGGAGGAGGAGAAGAAAGGAGGAGGAGACGCACUUGUAUAAAGCCGACGCGUGGGGCCAAAACAUUCACUAACAACGACAGCAACUUCAGCGCUCACUUGCAAGCUCACUGACAGACACUUUUCAUGCAACCUAUUGUUUUCUGACCUCUACUUUCUCUUGGAUUAUUCCUUUUUUUGGAAACCUCCAAGCCGAGCGAUGGAUAUUUACAUUUUACUUUCCGUUUUAUCUGUAUUGCACUCCUGGAUUUUAAGCACAGCACUCGCAGCUCCCGUUGACACGACCCCCAGCGUGUCGCAAGUGCGCCAUGUGCGCAAAAAGAGGUGCUCCUGCGCAACGUUCUUGGACAAGGAGUGCGUCUAUUUCUGCCAUUUGGACAUCAUAUGGGUCAACACGCCUGAGCGCUUGGUCGCUUAUGGGCUAGGUAAUGCCCCCAGAAAGAGGCGUUCAGCCCAGGUUUCCAAGGCAACAGAGGCCCCCCGGUGCCGGUGUCUCCAUCCGGGCGACCUCACCUGCGACCGAUUCUGCCAAAGGCUGGAGGAGGACAACCUCAGGGAGGACACAAAAACGAACACUAAAACCCCCUAAAUGUUACCUCAUGGACACCAGUUGGACGUCGAGCGCCUCCAUCUUGAUUGCAGAAACGCAGAUGAGGAGAUCCCGAUAAACUGAAGACAAGAUUUUUUUUUUUUUUUUUCAACUUUCGCAACAGUGUUCACUCCAUAAAGAACAUUUAUCAUCAUUUCAAGAUCCUACCCCCCACCCCACCAACUGCCAUCUAUGGAUUAUUAUCCUUCACCACAACUUGGAUGCCUAUCUAAUCAGGAAUAGGCCAUUCUGGGACUGCUAUGCAGUAUUGUAGCGCAUGGGAAUUCUGAUUUCUUGGUUCUCCCUUAAUAAGUAUUUCAAUCCUCACCGUGUUAAGUCUUAUAUAUUGCUGUAUUUAUUUGUAAAUUUAAUAAUCAUAUUGGUUGCAUGGUAUUGUUUGUCAUUUCUGUGAAAUGUACUGACCUCAAGAUGCCAAAUUCUGGCCGCAUAUUUUAAUAAAUUUGUACAUGUUUAUUUAAAA